GGAUUCGAGGUAGGAGAUUAGGGUCAGGGUGUCUUUGUAGCGGUGGUAGCGGUGACGAGGGGAUGGGGAGAUUGACCGGGAGGAACCUGAGUUGCAAGGGGAUUUUGGUUCGAGGAAGGGGAUCUCGAUUUGGUCAAGAGGGAGCUGGGAUGGGCUUAUUACAGUGGAGAAUGGUGGGGAGGAGUGGAAGGGGGAGCUGUUUUGGCAAGGGUUUGAAGAAGGGGAGUUUGGAGCAUCUGGAGCCUCUGGAGCAUCUGGAGCGUUUGAAGUGGAGGUUAGUAUUCUCAAACUUUUCAUGUUCAUUUUCCUCAUUCCCACAAUCUCCCCCUUGCAGCCCAUCUCUUUCCAAGUCUCUCUCUUUUCUUUUCCCAGCCACCCCACUCAAACAUUCCUCUCCACUUUCUCCCUUCCUUUUCUCCGACUCAAGGAGUUGCUCACGUUGAAUUUCCACUACCAAAUCCUUCUUGAGCUCACUUUUCUUAAUCGUUUCUUCUUUAAUGUUCUGGUCUUGGCUUUCUUUGUGUUCUUGUUGUGGAGCCUCACUUGGGGGUGGCUUAAGAGGAAGGGUUUGAGUGGGACUGGGCUCGGCAGUGGCAAAGUUUUGGGGAUUUGGGGCUGUGAGGGGGAUUUGAGGGAGAGUGGAGGUUUUUGGGGCGGUUGGGGUGGGUUUAGGGGAGUUAGAUAGGUCUGGAAGGGAAGGAAUGGGAGAAGAGAUUUUGAGGGGUUUGGGAUCAGGAUUUGUGGGUUUUUUGGGAGUUGAUUUUUUUAGGGGUUCAGGAGUUUGUUUUGGGGAUUUUUUGUCUUCUUUUUCUUGAGAGUAGGAAUUUCAUUGGUCUCUUAAACUUUGCUCGAUUUCAUUUUUAUUAGUAUUUCGUUCAGAGCUAAAUUCUCUCUGCUUUCUUUCUUGUCUGUUCUUGUUAUCCCAACUCCUUU
Molecule: messenger RNA, 933 nt
Organism: Moneuplotes crassus
Lineage: Eukaryota; Ciliophora; Spirotrichea; Euplotida; Euplotidae
Source: the annotation of a GenBank genome assembly